GCGGUUGCAGCGCAAGGGUGGACUACAACGACCGGCGUGCCUAGCGACAGUUCCCGGCGGUCCCCGCGGUAAAUCCAGUCACGUGGGAGAGCCGCGUGGUCAUGUGACAGAGCGGUCGUGAAGGGAAGGGGAGAGCGAGCCGGCUCAGGGGGUUUCCUGCAGAUGCUGAGUCUGAACAAAGUGAAGAGGAAGUCCGUAUUUUUCACUUCUCUGUGCAUGAUCAGAAGGUUUCGGGUCUGACGUCAUUUGCCUUGCAGGAUGGCUGACUAAGUGCUCAGGCGGUGGUUCCUUUUCCAGUUGACUGUCCACGUGGAGAUGGCGUUCUGUGAAGCCACGGUGAACAGUGAACAGCAGGACUGGAGCUGGAGCCCAGAGGCUGAGGAGAAGACCAGUCUCCUGCAGAACCCAGCGAGCCACAAUAGGAAACGGGAAGGAGGCACGCCGGCGUACGGGGCUGUGUUCAUCGUGGUGAACGCUGCCCUGGGUGCAGGGCUGCUCAACUUUCCCUAUGCCUUCUUUGUGGCCGGGGGAGUGGUGGCUGGCAUCGUCCUGCAACUGUGUUUAGUGUUAUUUAUAAUCGCCGGUUUGGUGAUUCUGGCCUACUGCUCACAGGUCAGCAGCAAGACCACUUACCAGGAGGUGGUGAGGGCAGCCUGCGGGCAGGUGAUUGGUACCAUCUGCGACAUCCUUAUCGCUGUUUACACCUUUGGCACCUGCAUCGCUUUCUUAAUCAUCAUUGGAGAUCAGCUGGACAAGAUUGUUGGGGCAUUGAUGCACACACCUGAGGGAGAUUCUUCAGUUAAUGGCCACUGGUACAAUGACCGAAAGUUCACCAUUUCAGUCACCUCUCUCCUGGUCAUCCUACCUCUCUCCAUCCCCAAAGAGAUCGGCUUCCAGAAAUAUGCCAGUACUCUGAGUGUGCUGGGGACUUGGUACGUGACCAUCAUAGUCAUUGUUAAGUACAUCCUGCCAGAUCAAGGUAUCCACACUGGGGACAUCCCAACCAGCCCUUCCUCCUGGAUGGCCGUGUUUAAUGCUAUUCCAACCAUCUGCUUCGGAUUUCAGUGCCAUGUGAGCAGUGUGCCAGUGUUCAGCAGCAUGGAGAGGCCAGGGCUACAGCGUUGGGGCUGGGUGGUGACAGCAGCUGUGGUGAUCUGUCUGUUUGUGUACACGGGCACAGGAGUCUGUGGUUUCCUGACGUUUGGCUCCAGUGUCAAUGUCGAUGUGCUAUUGUCCUACCCGUCGACUGAUAUCUCCGUCACCAUCGCCCGUGCUUCCAUCACUCUCUGUGUGGUCACAUCCUACCCCAUCCUACAUUUCUGCGGCAGGUCUGUGAUUGAAGGCCUUUGGGUCCGUUACAUGGGGGAAGACGUGGACCUGUCCCGGGAACGCCGCCGCCGGCUGCUGCAGACCCUUGUCUGGUUCUUCCUCACCCUGGUCCUGGCGCUGUUCAUCCCAGACAUUGGGAAAGUGAUCUCUGUGAUUGGGGGAUUGGCCGCCUGCUUCAUCCUCGUCUUCCCAGGACUCUGCCUGAUUGAAGCAAAGUUAGCAGAGAUUCAGCAUGUCGAUUCCAGCAGCUGGUGGGCCUCAGUGCUGUGCGGGAUCUUCAUGGUGUGCGCAGGAGCUUUCAUCUUUGGCCAGAGUACGGUGAACUCUAUCUACCAGGACCUCCGUAACUGAGCCCCAGUUCCCGCAGCCUCCUCUUCAUCCUCUUGCGAUGUUUUCCACACCAGGCUGGUGGCCAGCUGAUGCAGUCCGAAGCGCUUUGAACUGAAGCUCCAAUGAAAUGUUUACACGGACUCUGCUAAGGCCUGCCAGCCGGGACACAACUACAAUUCCCUCUGCUGUCGGAGGAUCAGAGUCCGCAAUAACCCUUGGUGCUCUGGCAUUUACUGUUCGGAGUGUCGCAAUCCUGGUGAUUCUGCCACUCUCUUGUUUGUCACUGAUUUUUUUUUUUGUCUAAACCUUGAGGACCUCUGCUUCACUGUGUCAUGGAGCUGAUGACCCUGCGCUGUCCUGGCUGUGAUCACAGGAGAGUUUGGGGCAUCCUUUGGAAAUAACUCCCCAGAAGGUCUGGUGCAGCGCAGCAACCCAGAUUCUCCUUUUUUUUUUGAAAGCUGCUCCCCUACUUGAUCAGAGAUUUGUGAGACUUUGGUGCAGGAACUAACCGGUGACCAUUCUCUUUCCAGAAAGUGGUUUGUUUGUUCUAUUUCUCCUGAGCCCUCCCAUUUGUCACGAGAUUUUUCUAUCCCAGCGGGCGAGACUCCCUACCAGAUUUCGGUUUCCAGCUCAGCACCAAGUGGAGAUGAGUGGGUUUCUGAAUGUUUCCUUUCUGCUUGUGGUUGAACUGAGCCCUUGGUGUCCAGCCUCCCGUUCCAAUGUGUGUGUUUAUGGUUGUAUAAAGUGAGAUGAUUGUUCAAAAUGUUUGCCAACAACUGCUCAUGGUGAGAUUUUUAACAUCCAUUCCUGAUUAAAUAUCGUGGUCAUUCUGUCA
Molecule: messenger RNA, 2494 nt
Organism: Chiloscyllium plagiosum (whitespotted bambooshark)
Lineage: Eukaryota; Metazoa; Chordata; Chondrichthyes; Orectolobiformes; Hemiscylliidae
Gene: slc38a7
Product: solute carrier family 38 member 7
Biological process (GO): amino acid transmembrane transport
Cellular component (GO): membrane
Molecular function (GO): L-asparagine transmembrane transporter activity; L-glutamine transmembrane transporter activity
Source: RefSeq, a predicted model, not a curated record